CACACAGCACUCACUGGUCUUCCAGUUCUCGCUUCACUCUCUCACUGUCUUAAUUUCCCUUCCGUUUGAGCUCGAGAGCAAACACAAAAAAACACCAAAAAAAGAAGCUUGUUUUUUUGAUUAAUCAAGCUGUGCUUUUGUGUUUGUGUUUGUGUUUGUGUUUGGGGUUGAAUUAACGAUGGCUGUUGUGGGCGUUGUGGGGGCUGAGGUGCUGAUCCCUCUGGCGGCGCUGAUCGGCAUCGCCUUUGCCGUUUUCCAGUGGUUUGUUGUGUCCAGGGUGAAAGUCCCCGCCGCCGCCGCCGCCGCCUCUGCCGUUGCCGCUGCCGCUGCCGCCGAGGAGGACGCCGCCAAGGCCCGGCUGAGGACGGCGGAGAGCGAGGUGGCGGAGGUUGUGGAGGAUAGUGAAGAAGCCGGCGUCGACUAUGGGCGCGUGGAGGCCAAGUGCGCCCAGAUCCAGGACGCAAUCUCCAUCGGCGCCACCUCCUUCCUCCUCACCGAGUACAGGUACCUGGCGGUGUUCACGGCGGCAUUCGCGGCGGUGAUCUUCGUGUUCCUGGGCUCGGCAGCAAAGUUCAGCACCCAGCCCAGCCCAUGCCCGUCAGACCCAUCCCGGACCUGCAAGCCCACCCUGGCCAACGCCGGCUUCAGCACGCUGGCGUUUCUCCUGGGCGCGCUCACCUCCGUCAUGUCGGGCUACGUGGGCAUGCGCGUGGCAACCUACGCCAACGCGCGCACGGCCCUCGAGGCCCGCCGCGGCGUGGGCCUGGCCUUCGUCGUCGCCUUCCGCUCCGGCGCCGCCAUGGGCUUCAUGCUCGCCUCCAGCGCCCUGCUCGUGCUGUACAUCGCCGUGAACCUCUUUGGGGUUUAUUAUGGGGAUGACUGGGAAGGGCUGUAUGAGGCCAUUACUGGGUACGGGCUUGGCGGGUCUUCCAUGGCCCUGUUUGGGAGAGUUGGAGGUGGCAUUUACACCAAGGCUGCCGAUGUCGGCGCCGAUCUCGUCGGCAAGGUCGAGCGCAACAUCCCCGAGGACGACCCUCGCAACCCCGCCGUGAUUGCGGACAACGUUGGGGACAAUGUGGGCGACAUAGCGGGGAUGGGGUCGGACCUGUUCGGAUCCUACGCCGAGUCCUCGUGCGCGGCGCUCUUCGUGGCCUCGAUUUCUUCGUUCGGAGUGGAGCACAACAUGGCGGCCAUGAUGUACCCGCUGCUCAUCAGCGCCAUGGGGAUUGUUGUGUGCAUGGUUACCACCUUUGUGGCCACUGACUUUGUGGAGGUGAAGGAAGUCAGGGAUGUCGGGCCGGCGCUCAAGCGGCAGAUCCUUGUUUCCACCGUGCUUAUGACUGCUGGCAUUGCUGCUGUUAGCUUCCUUGUCCUGCCCCACAGAUUCACUCUCUUCGAUUUCGGCCGUGUCAAGGUCGUCAGGAACUGGGAGCUUUUCAUCUGUGUGUCAGCCGGGCUGUGGGCAGGCCUCAUCAUCGGCUACGUCACCGAGUACUUCACCAGCAACGCCUACAGGCCAGUGCAGUCAGUGGCGAACUCAUGCCGAACCGGCGCCGCAACAAACGUGAUCUUCGGCCUGGCAGUAGGCUACAAAUCAGUAAUCAUCCCGAUCUUCGCCAUCGCAUCCGCCAUCUACGCGAGCUUCCGCCUGGCAUCCUCCUACGGCAUAGCUCUCUCAGCUCUCGGGAUGCUGAGCACGAUCGCCACGGGGCUGACCAUCGACGCCUACGGGCCCAUCAGCGACAACGCCGGCGGCAUCGCGGAGAUGUCCGGCAUGCCGCCCAACGUCCGGGAGCGCACGGACGCGCUCGACGCCGCCGGCAACACGACGGCCGCCAUCGGCAAAGGGUUCGCCAUCGGGUCCGCCGCGCUGGUUUCUCUCGCGCUGUUCGGCGCCUACGUGAGCCGCGCCGGCGUGCGCGCCGUGGACGCGCUCAGCCCCAAGGUGUACGUGGGCUUGCUCGUCGGCGCCAUGCUCCCCUACUGGUUCUCCGCCAUGACCAUGCGGAGCGUCGGGAGCGCCGCGCUCAAGAUGGUGGAGGAGGUCAGGCGGCAGUUCGAGGUGAUCCCGGGGUUAAUGGAGGGGAACGCCGUGCCGGACUAUGCGACGUGCGUCAAGAUCUCGACGGACGCUUCGUUGAGGGAGAUGGUGGCGCCGGGGGCGCUGGUGGUGCUCAGCCCGCUUGUGGCCGGGACGCUGUUUGGGACCGAGGCUCUCGCCGGGCUGCUGGCCGGCGCGCUCGUGUCCGGCGUCCAGGUGGCGAUAUCGGCGUCCAACAGCGGUGGCGCAUGGGACAAUGCGAAGAAGUAUAUUGAGGCUGGAGCUUCGGAGAAGGCGAGGGCGUUGGGGCCGAAAGGUUCCGACGCUCAUAAGGCGGCGGUCAUCGGAGACACCAUUGGGGAUCCCCUCAAGGACACCUCCGGACCGUCGCUUAAUAUUCUUAUUAAGCUUAUGGCCGUCGAGGCGCUGGUCUUUGCGCCGUUCUUCGCUGCCCAUGGCGGCGUAGUGUUCAACCACCUCUGAGUUUUGAGGUGUGUUUCCGGCCGCCGGCGUUAGUGACCCAGCCCUUUUAGGAACUAGUUUUAAUAAAUAAGACAAAUCGUCUCUGGGCUGGGAGCGACUCGAUCCUGUGUGUCAGCCGGCUGGUUGUGUUUUAAUUUUCCAAUUUCAGACAUUUUGUCAUGAUAGUGCUGCCGCAGCAGACUCUCUUAAAUCCUAAUGUAAUGCAGCAUUUCAUGAUUUGGUUCA
Messenger RNA from Brachypodium distachyon (stiff brome), 2749 nucleotides. Its product is annotated as pyrophosphate-energized vacuolar membrane proton pump. Lineage: Eukaryota; Viridiplantae; Streptophyta; Magnoliopsida; Poales; Poaceae. Gene Ontology annotation, biological process: proton transmembrane transport. The record is from RefSeq and is a predicted model, not a curated record. The transcript has 5 exons. Gene Ontology annotation, molecular function: diphosphate hydrolysis-driven proton transmembrane transporter activity; inorganic diphosphate phosphatase activity. Gene Ontology annotation, cellular component: membrane. Bases 179 to 2524 code for a protein of 781 amino acids.